Molecule: messenger RNA, 631 nt
Organism: Mesitornis unicolor (brown roatelo)
Lineage: Eukaryota; Metazoa; Chordata; Aves; Mesitornithiformes; Mesitornithidae
Product: toll-like receptor 7
Exons: 1
Coding region: 27-617 (196 amino acids)
Biological process (GO): defense response to virus; positive regulation of interleukin-6 production; toll-like receptor signaling pathway
Cellular component (GO): plasma membrane
Molecular function (GO): pattern recognition receptor activity
Source: RefSeq, a predicted model, not a curated record
UGUCAGCUUCAACUGUCCUCGCCUUGAUGGUGUUCACAGUGACGAACCACCUCUAUUUCUGGGAUGUGUGGUAUAGCUACCACUACUGCGCUGCCAAGCUGAAGGGCUAUCGGCGUUUAUCUUUCCCAGAUGCUUGCUACGAUGCUUUUAUUGCCUACGACAAUGGAGACGCAGCUGUGAAUGAGUGGGUGCUGACAGAACUGGUUGAAAGGCUGGAGGAUCAAAAAGCCAGGCAGUACAAUUUAUGCCUGGAAGAGAGGGACUGGCUCCCAGGACAGCCGGUCUUUGACAACCUUUCCCAGAGCAUUCAGCUGAGCAAAAAGACCGUGUUUGUGCUGACCAACAGGUACAUCAAAAGCGGCAGCUUCAAGACAACGUUUUACAUGGCCCACCAGCGACUUCUAGAUGAAAAAGUGGAUGUCAUUAUCUUGAUAUUUCUUGAGAAGGUUUUGCAGAAGUCCAGGUACGUCCGGCUGAGGAAGAGGCUGUGCAGAAGUUCUGUUCUGGAAUGGCCAACUAACCCUCGAUCUCAGCCCUACUUCUGGCAGUGCCUGAAAAAUGCAAUAGCUACGAGCAAUACCCUGGCUUACAACAAGCUUCUCCAAGAAACUGUGUAGCUCUACCCUUCCCU